Molecule: messenger RNA, 1374 nt
Organism: Exophiala viscosa
Lineage: Eukaryota; Fungi; Ascomycota; Eurotiomycetes; Chaetothyriales; Herpotrichiellaceae
Exons: 2
Coding region: 1-1374 (457 amino acids)
Source: RefSeq, a predicted model, not a curated record
AUGUUCUCAAGGAGCCCGGCAAUCAUCACAUCGGCUUUAGCAGCAUUUUUCGUCCUUGGGUACUUUGUCAUCAUCUUAAGAGAGGACGGGAGGUGGCCCUUCACAUCUUCCAACCACCGACUGAGCGCCAGCCAUGACUCGAAACACAACGCCGUGACACAAGGCUCGAGCGCUGGAAAGUCGAUUAGCACUUAUCGCGAGAUCUUCUCCGUCUCGACUUCACAGAAACGUUACUUCGAGAUCAAAGGUUUCGAAGCCUACAACGCCAGCAACCCAAGCAUUCUUCCGCACCCGUCGAGAAAUGGGAGCUACAUCGUCGUCACACAACGCGAGCGCAAGACGUUCGAUACGUAUCAGAUGGUCUGCGAGGCCGUCUUUCAGAGCGACGUCCUGGAAUGCACAGCUCCCCCGGUAAAUCUAAAUAUGUCGCAAGUCCAUGGUUCGAAGUGCGACGGACGAGCAAAGUGGCAUAAUUUUGUCACGGGCCCUCACGAUGCACGAGUCUUUCAAGGCCCUGAUGGUUCUUACAUCGUCUACGGCUCGGCCUCGGACUACACCUGCCUUGGCCAAUGGAUCCAGGCCUUCCGUCCGCUGAUAGAAGUCUACGACGACGACAAGGCCUCCGUUGCUUCGACGCAUCCGGGCUUCACCAACGCCACCGAAAUGCGCCGACCAGAUCGCAUCGCCUCCCCAAUGGAGAAAAAUUGGUUCACCUUCUGGGAUCGCGAAGGCCAGAUCUACGUCCACCACGACCUCGUUCCCAAACGAGUCUUUGCGAGACUAAUCGCCGACGGCUCAGUCGGAAAAGACCUGGCGCCUUUUGCCACGACCGAUGCUAUGUGUUUAGACCAAGUUCUACCUCCAUGCACGCGAGAACACCAAGUCGCGAUCCAUCAGGCCACCAACUCGUUGUCGAUAACGCUUUGUAAGCGGUCCGACGAAAAGUGCUGGCCAUCCGACGACAACACCUUCGUCAUGGCCAUUUUUCAGCAGAAAUACAGCCAGCCCUUCAAUCUGGUCUAUCGACCGUACGCCGUCCUCUUUCGACAGAGCGCGCCAUUUUCCAUCUACGCCGUCUCUCAGAGAUCGUUCUGGGUCCAUGGUCACCGCGUGUUGAGUGGAGAAGAGGAUUUCCUUGACAACUUCAAAAACAAAACUUCUGGUAAGGGUAAUCGUAAGCGAGAGCUGCCAGAGAGCCCUGCCGAGUUCCAUUUCCUCACGAGCAUGAAUUGGAAUCUUCCUGGGGCGUCGUAUCAUGGUUAUAUCGACGAUGUUAUUAUCCUGGGGCUUGGUAUCGAGGAUGAGAGGAGUGGCGGCAUUGAUGUUCUGGCGGGCGAUCUGCUGCAAGACCUUGCAUAUUGCACAGGUGCUUAA